UCUCUGAACGGCUAAACCCCUGCUAAACCUUACCCCUCUCUCUCUCUCUCUCCCUCUCUCUCUCUCUCUAGCAAUGCGUCGUUAAUGGCGGUCUACAGAUCUCUCAAAACCCUAAUCCGUCGAACAACCCCUGCCAACAAAUUCUACUUCACAUCCCCCUCUCCCUUCCCAUCUCCCACGUACUCUUUCCUCUCUCCUCUUUCCCGCUCUCGCUCUCUCUCUCCUCUCUCCAGAUGGAUCACCCCCUUCCACGGCCCUCUCUUCCUCUCCUCUCCCCCGUGGAAGCUCUCUCAGUCCGCCACUCCCCUUUACUUCCAAUCCGACGUCGUCCUCGUCCCAUCCAUCCCGGCCUUGGAAUUGCUACGGAGGCGGAAAUUUCCGGUCAAUUUGGAGUGCGAUCGGAUCGUUAGGAAGGAACCGAGCGAAAGCGAGGCUGGUGAGCUUGUGGAGAAUUUCGUGAAUUUGCCGAACUUGAUCUCGAUCGGCCGAUUGGUCUCCGGCCCGUUUCUCGGAUGGAUGAUCUUACAUGGAAUGUAUCUUCCUGCAUUUGUCGGACUAGCUAUCUCUGGGGCAUCUGAUUGGCUUGAUGGAUACGUGGCUAGGAGAAUGGGAAUCAAUUCUGUUGUAGGUUCUUAUCUUGACCCUCUUGCAGACAAGGUUCUAAUCGGAUGUGUUGCUUUGGCGAUGGUAGAUAAUGGUCUUUUACACCCUGGACUCGUUGGCCUUGUAGUGCUGCGAGACGUUGCGCUUAUUGGUGGUGCAUUUUAUAGAAGAGCUAGCAGUUUAGGUUUUGAGUGGAAAAGUUGGUCAGACUUCUUCAAUAUUGAUCGGACCCGUCCCGAGAAGGUUGAGCCUCUGUUUCUCAGCAAGGUUAAUACAGUUUUCCAACUGGCCUUAGUUGCUGCUGCUCUUCUUCAACCAGACUUUGGGACCCCAGAAACCGAGGCAUACAUCACAUACUUGAGUUGGCUAGUAGCUUCAACAACAGUAGCUUCCUCUGCAGCAUACGGAGUGCAACAUUUGAGGGGUGGAUAUGUGACAACCAUAGGGAAGCAUUAGCUUGAAUUUCAAGCUAGAAUUAUAGAGCAACUCGUUUCACCAGCUUUGAGAAGUGGUUUUUCCAUGACAUCGGGAUAACUGAAAUAGACCUGAGGCCAUUUAAGUUGUGUUUGGAUCUUGGAUUUCUGGAGGGAUCUAUGAAGGAAAUGGAAAGGUAAAGGGAUUUCUCGUUCUCUAUUCACCUCGUGACAAAUCAUUCUCCUAUAUUCUUUCCUCUUCAAAUUAUUGCACGACUUGGAAAUUCAAGUUAAGCCUUAAGUCGCCUCUGGAACCGGACCCCAACACACGGGCUUAGGUCAUGAAGCAAGAUUUCUAUGUACCUUUGAAAUGGUGAGAACUUUUGGAUAUGUUAAGUCACCAUCGUCGCCAAAGAAACACACAGUUGUAAAGAUCAUUUUGUUUGGAAUAGGCAGGAGUGAUUCUUGUGAAACACUUCAUGUACAUAUAUAACUGAAAAGAAGCAUAAUUUUAAGGAAACACACAAACGUGGGUUUUCCGUCGUAGUUUACAAUCCAUGGCUCUGGUUGAUUCCU
Molecule: messenger RNA, 1592 nt
Organism: Rhododendron vialii
Lineage: Eukaryota; Viridiplantae; Streptophyta; Magnoliopsida; Ericales; Ericaceae
Product: cardiolipin synthase (CMP-forming), mitochondrial
Exons: 8
Coding region: 85-1059 (324 amino acids)
Biological process (GO): cardiolipin biosynthetic process
Cellular component (GO): mitochondrion; membrane
Molecular function (GO): cardiolipin synthase activity
Source: RefSeq, a predicted model, not a curated record